Lycium ferocissimum is the source of this 1349-nucleotide messenger RNA. Its product is annotated as polygalacturonase-like. The transcript has 4 exons. NCBI's taxonomy places the organism in Eukaryota, Viridiplantae, Streptophyta, Magnoliopsida, Solanales, Solanaceae. The coding region runs from base 7 to 1188 and encodes 393 amino acids. Gene Ontology annotation, molecular function: polygalacturonase activity. Gene Ontology annotation, biological process: carbohydrate metabolic process. The record is from RefSeq and is a predicted model, not a curated record.
UUCAACAUGGCCAAAUUCAAAACCAUGAAAUAUACUAGUGUUUCAUGGUUACUCUUCUUUGGUUUAAUAAUACCAUCUUGUUUAGCCUACAAUGUGGUUAAUUUUGGGGCUAAGGGAGAUGGAAAAACAGAUUCAACCUUGGCUUUUCUUGGUGCUUGGUCAGCUGCUUGCACCUCGACUAGUCCAUCGAAUGUUUACAUUCCACAAGGAACGUUUUUGGUAAGGACGUUAAGUUUUAAUGGUCCUUGCCGUGCAAGAAUUGAGUUCCGAAUUGAUGGUAUGCUCAUUGCUCCGGUUGAUUAUAAUGCAAUUGGCAAGUCUGAGUUCUGGAUUAUGUUUUAUAAGGUAAGUGAGCUUAUAGUGUAUGGAGGAACCAUUGAUGCCAAAGGAGAUGGUUAUUGGUCUUGUCGAAAGGGUGGAGGUUCUUGCCCACAAGGAGCUAGGUCAAUACAAUUUAUGUGGUGUAACAAUGUACUGUUAAGGGGCUUAAAAUCACUCUACAGUCAAAGAGUACAUGUGGGGAUUGGUUACAGCAGCAAUGUGAGAAUUGAAUAUGUGGCAAUAAUAGCCCCAAGUGGAAGCCCAAACACUGAUGGAAUUCAUGUGCAAAACUCAAGGGGGGUUACUAUUUAUGGUAGCAACAUUAAGACUGGAGACGACUGCGUUUCUAUUGGGUCUGGCUCCAUGAACUUGUGGAUUGAAAAAGUUGCAUGUGGCCCUGGACAUGGCAUCAGCAUUGGAAGUUUGGGACAAGUCAACAAUGAACCUGGAGUUGCGAAUGUGACAGUAGUAAAUUCGGUUUUCACAAAGACGCAAAAUGGUGUUAGGAUAAAGUCUUGGGCAAGACCAAGUGAUGGCUUUGCCAAAAAUCUCAACUUCAGAAACCUUGUUAUGAGGAAUGUUGGAUACCCUAUCAUCAUUGACCAAAAUUAUUGUCCUGAUAAUAGUUGCCCUCGUCAGAGUUCAGGAGUGAAGGUGAGUGAAGUAACAUUCAAGAAUGUGCAAGGUACAUCAUCUACGCAAGCAGCCAUAAAAUUUGAUUGCAGUCCUUCAAAUCCAUGCAGUGGAAUCAAAUUGCAAGAUAUAAAGCUCACUUUCAAUGAUCGUUUGAGAAGGCCAGCCUUUGCCUACUGUGCAAAUGCAAGGGGAAGCCACGGAGGCACAGUCAUUCCUAAAAGUUGCUUCUGAUGAAACUGAAAAAAGCCCUCUACAGAUCAAAAUUUAUUCUUCAUUGUAUAUAUUUCCCAAAAAGUCAUUUCUCCUUAUAUUUUCUUUUAUUUUACUCAUUUGUCAGUGAAAAGACAAAAUUGUUUAGUGGGUUUAAAUUAAUAAGAGAAGGUUAGUGCCGA